UGUUUGGAAGAAUGAUGAGCUGCUGUGUGGCUCUCCUCCUGACCUUCAGCUCUGUGUCAGCUGUAAGACGAGCGCUCAACUCAAUCACUGAUCUGAGGUCAGUAGGCUUUGGCCAGUCUGUGCCUGAGCAGAGCCUCUGGUUGCUCCACUGGUUUGCCAAUGAAAUUGACAUUGACAUAAACGGUGAGAUAAGUCUGAUCUUUGACCCACAUAGUGGUGAUUAUGGCUCACAUCAUUAUCGCAACGAUGAACAGCUGUUAGAGCCACGGCCGAGGGGAUAUCAGUACUACAGUCUUGGUAAUAUCCAUCGAGAAGGAUCGUUGCGACUUCCACAUCAUGUCUUCCAAUUAGAGCACGAGGCCGGCAACAGGGCUCGGAUCAUAAUCAGAGUCAGGGAGCCAAACCAUGGAUGGCGAACUUCACAGAGAAUAGACCGAGUCUAUAUCACACAGCAUUAUGGUACAUCUGAACAUCGAGGGACAGAUUAUGAUCCACAAUAUACAUAUGAGAUCACUGCUGACCUCUUAAGAGCGAUCAGCAAGUUUUCCAUGGACAGUAAUGACAUCAAUUUACUGAUGUCUCUCAGAGACCACUUUAGAAGCAGCGCUGAUGACUCCCAGCUAUCAGAGAUGAGAAACACGUGGGGUGACCUCGCUUGUCUUGGACUGUUGUUGUUUAUUGUGAUCCAGAAGAGCAAUUCCUCUCACAAACACAACAGAUGGCAGCCAUCACAGAGAAGCAACACACUAAGUGAUACUGUGGUCAACAUCACAGAGAGCAGGCAACACAAUGCUUUUGUCUCCCCAGAAAGCUUCAACUCUACUUUGCAGGACAACAACACCUGUGUUAGGUGUUUCUGUGUUGUGUUUGGUGUUUCAGUCAUCUUUGGUCUUCUGUAUCUGGCAUACUCACUUAUAUAUUAAUUUAACUACAAUCAGUGUCAACACACAGAUUAAAUAGAGCAUUUUAUUACAGUGUACUGCCACUGACUGCAAAACCCUUGAGCAAACCGUGUUUCGCCAUCAGUCUUCCUCCUGCAGUCUUGAUACACUCCCUUUUUUCUUUUCCUCAGAAGCUCAGCCCCUAAACUCUUUUUCCUGACAUUUUCCCUGCAGCACUGAAGACUGAAGUUGUCAAUCCUUCUUGAAAAAACAGAGAAAUUGGUAUAUUUUACACUAUAAUAUUUAUUGUCUUUAUUAUUGGUUUCAAAGUAUCCAUAAGAUUGUUGAAAAUGUAGUUUGUUUUUAUUCAGCCAAUUUUGUUCUGUCUAUGCUUCCUUUAAUAGAGGGUGGCUUAUCAUAACUACGCAGAUAACACCCUGAUUUAAGGCUGUAAGUGACUCAGCUUUUUCGAGAGAAAUUGCUAAUUUAUGGAUUUAUUUUUUGAUCCCCAACUUUCCCCAUUUCUAUUUUAAUAAUCAGCUACAUUUUUUAAUUUCACACCACAUCAUCUCAUAUUUCAUGACUUUCCUUAAUAAGGGUUUAUUAAUUGUAUAGUAAAUAAACCCAGUUAGUUUGAUCUCACAUUGUGUGUGAUAAAAAGAAAAAUAAAUUACAACCAGAACUCCAUGUCCUAAGAAACAGUCAGCUACAACACUUUGUUACAACCAGUUGAAUAACAGGAGUUAAGAUAAGAUAAGAUAAGAUAAAACUUUAUUAAUCCCUCGGGUGGGUUCCUCUGGGAAAUUCGGUUGUUGUUCCAUUGUACACUUUGAAAUAGUGUUUCCUUGCUUGAACUGAAAACCUUAAAGACUUAGAUGCAAAACAAAACAAGAAGAGAAACAAAGGUUUCUCUUUAGGACUUUGUGAACUUGUUUUCUCCUUUUUAGCUUCAUUUGUUUUUGUUUUUUUAUCUACAUGAAUCUUAUUUAUUACACUUCUGUAACAACACUGGCUCCCGUUUCUGUCUGUUUUUUGUGCGCAUUUUCUAUUUUCAAUGCAUGUUGCUGCUUUCUUCAUGUUCUAUCUACCUGUAUGUAUCCCAAACAACCCAAAUAUUAGAGAAACAAACAUCUUGUGACACAUCCUGUGUUGGAAUCAUCAAUUUAACUGACAGACGUUUUGCUGACUUAUUCUUCUGUUCAAUCAGGUUCAACAGCUUGUUAAGGUCUACAAAUACUUUUUGCACAUUUAGAUUUUUGCAGGUGUUUAUUUGUAGACAUAAAAAUUAUAUAUAUUUUCCUCUACUUGGUCUGGAAAUAAAAAUU
Messenger RNA from Pundamilia nyererei, 2206 nucleotides. RefSeq lists its product as uncharacterized. Lineage: Eukaryota; Metazoa; Chordata; Actinopteri; Cichliformes; Cichlidae. The record is from RefSeq and is a predicted model, not a curated record. The transcript has a single exon. The coding region runs from base 12 to 923 and encodes 303 amino acids.